Molecule: messenger RNA, 1797 nt
Organism: Mucor mucedo
Lineage: Eukaryota; Fungi; Mucoromycota; Mucoromycetes; Mucorales; Mucoraceae
Exons: 4
Coding region: 1-1797 (598 amino acids)
Source: RefSeq, a predicted model, not a curated record
AUGGCAGUGGCUGAAUCCAACGAUGCCGAAGUUAUCCGCCAGAGGAUAAUGCUUAAUGGAUUUGAAGGGUACCUACAGCGGCUCCACCCCCAAAGUUCGUUUUCCAAUUUCAUAAAUUCGCUUUUGUCGCAGCCCAAAGUUCGCUUCUUGAUUGAUGUUAAUGCUUUGCGUUGCAAAGAUUGCAAUGUUGACUUUAAGACUCAUUCAGAGUUAAACAAUCAUAAUUACGGCACUCAUGUGGAUAAAACAAAAGUCUUUAUUGGUAAUGACACCAUUAUGGAAGUUAGCAAGGUUGAUGGCAAAUUUAAUUGUCCUGAAUGCUCAAGCAAGCUCAGUACUCCUACCACAUUUAGCGCCCAUCUUAAAAAAAAGCAUAACGGCCACUGCGAAGCCAUUUCAAACAAAACAAAGCGACGAAGCCUCGAAGAUAAUAACAACGAUAAUUCUACAACCAUAUCAUUGAAACAUCGAAAGUUACAAAGCCUGAAUCUAAAUUUAGAUGAAAUUGAUUCAUCUCGAUCUCCAAAAGCUCUUGAUAAAAACACUGCUAUAUUGUUGGCAUCUGGUACAUCUUUAGGGUCAACUCGUGAAAAAGAGAAUUCUAUAAUGUUGGCAAGAAUUGGAAAUUUGGAACCAAUAUCCAUAGUGGGUGGAAGUGGUAAAACUUAUCAUUUUCUAAAAUCGUCAGACAGCAUAAGUGAUGUGCUAACCGAUCAACCUUCUGGUUCUUGGACCCUUCCAGCAGCCGAUACAACAGUCAUACAAAACUCUUCAUCCUCAAGCGUUGACAGCCUUCUGGAUCAUAUUAUAAAUACAAGUCCACUCUAUAACCACUUAUUUGAUCAAAAAUACGUGGAGCUUACAAUGGAAGUUACAGAGUUAAUAAACCAGGAUUGGACUUUCUUUCCUCAGCUUAGGUAUGUCACCUCGCAAAUUUUUGCUGGGGCAAUCCUAGUGAAUAAGACAUCAGCAUUACUCUUGAAUUGCAUAGAAUCAUAUGGAAGAUCGAAGACCGUUGAUGCACACCAUGAGCGCAGAAUUGGAACUGCAAUGAAUACAUCCUCUUUUCCCAAAAAACAACCAAAUUACGGAUGGAUUAAUAUUAUUACCACUCACGAAGACGGAGCAACCAAACUAAAAAUUGGCACAACGGUCAGUAAUCUGUUGGUGACCUCAAGUAUACGCAUAGACAAAAACUCAAUAACAAAGAAUAUUGUGGAACUAGGACCAACCACCAGUAAUUUCACUGCAACACACGAUACAAAAAUUUAUCUCAAUAUGGAAUCAUUAAGAUUAGGAAAAGUGUUAGCGAAGGAUGACUCAACAACCAGUAUUGAUGUAGGAAAUUACUUCUAUCAACUUAGACAACUCAGAUCAAAAUUUCAUUGUUUAUCCACAUAUACUUUAUGUCGUUCAUCCAGUACAUUUGCAUAUGAUAUUUCCUACAGACCUUACACGAUUUGGACCCUAUGCGACUAUGAUUCUUCCCAACAAACAGACUCACAAUCUCAAUUGCUAUCUCAACUGUUUCAAACAAUCGCCACUUCAGUUAUCAACAAUGGCAUAUUGGCCCAAAUCAAACUAGAUGUUCUAAAUGAUCUAUGUAGCAAAUUGAAAAAUGGAGCAAUAAAAUAUACCAUCCGUGAAUUUAUUGAUCAACAAGAGAAAUCAUUUGCAGUCAUCAACAAUAUGAAACUGAACCAAUUACUCACAAUUUUAGCUGAUUCGAUGACUACAUCUAUUAAAAAUGCCAACGCAGUGGUGAACAGUAAUUUUACAACACUUCAGCGUAAAUAA